Molecule: messenger RNA, 1704 nt
Organism: Ixodes scapularis (black-legged tick)
Lineage: Eukaryota; Metazoa; Arthropoda; Arachnida; Ixodida; Ixodidae
Exons: 6
Coding region: 14-937 (307 amino acids)
Source: RefSeq, a predicted model, not a curated record
CUCAAAAUCCAACAUGGCGCAGUCCCUCCGCCGGUGUCCUGUCUGUCCUGUGCCCACGACCGGAUUUAUUUGGUCGUGGUCUUGCCCUGCCGCUGCUCCCUACCACAGUACCGUCGCUGCCACUCCCGCGGAAGGAAUUUACGGUUCGCGCGUGCCAUGCCACUUGCAAUUGCAAAGAAUUGCCAACUCCCUCCAAAACUGUCCUGAAGGCAACCUGGCAAAUGACGCUGCUGCCCAGGAGACAAGCAAUGCAACCAGUUUAACCAAAACGAGCAUCACCGACUCUUGGCCUACUUCAGGAAACCACUUACCUCCACGUCCUGCCAUGGGAGCCAUCAAGGACGAAGGGGAGAGUUUCGGCUACGAAGGCACCGAAAGCGAGGAUUUUUCAGAAGAUAGGUCAGGCGGGUUGCAGAGGGAGACGCAGCAACGACGGGAGGUGCAGGGCAAGACGGAAUGGCAGGGCAAUCGGAACCACAUUGACUUGGGUGACACCGACAACAAGCCCCCUUCUCCGGAAAGCGAGUUGGACAGGCGGCAAGUCAAGAGCCGGCCCCAACAAAAAAGACCUCGAGGACAGCAACAGCGAGCCAACUUCCCUGCAAGGCAUUGUGGAAAAUCGGCAACCGAACGUGCAGUUUUGACAGGGUACAUGCCAUUUCUGCUGCUGCUCCUGUACCAGUCGUUAUGGACGUCGUGUUGCCCCGUCACAAAAAGACGCACAUGGAAGAGAAGCCCUUCAACCGUUGUGUCCGUUCAAGAGUAUUUGCUCCAAAGGCCCACUUGCACCACCACACGAGGACUUGCAUGCGUAAAAAGCCAUUUCGAUGCGAUGUUUGUCAGACAGCAUUUGCACAAAGUUCCAGUGCAGCAUGAGUGGCAGAGCCUUCGCACACCGUUCCUGCCUGCUGGAUCAUCAGAGAAUCCGCCAAUGUAAGCAGCCUUAAAAGUAUGGGGACUGCGAACAGUUGCACGGGAUAGUCGCAUAAACAAGUAUGAGAAGGGUAAAGGAGGAAAAUAUGUUGCAUAAUACUUGUGGCUUGUUGGGAAUACAUGUUUAGACAUUUGCGGUGUGGUUCACUGCAUGUCCAUUAUUUGUUUGGCUCGGCAGGAAAGCCAACUCUAUAAUGGAGUUUUGUCGGUCGUGUACAUUAUCAGCUGUUGCCACUCUGAACUGCAGCACCUCUGCUGCACCAUUUUUUUUUUUUGUUCCAUUAUUGAUCAUCAUUUUACAGAACUUACUAGCUUCUAACUUGGGAAUUCUUUUUGUUUGAGAAUACAUCAAGCUCCUUUGAGCACUUUAUUAUGACUGGAUGAGGUGAAGUUGAGUUUUGCUAAAUGCAGUUUUGCUUUCUACAGGCUGACCAUGUAUGAAAAGCACCUCUUCAAAUACCCUCCGAUUUCCCUAUGUUUGAGCCUCUAGUUGUGCCACUGUUGGAGCUGCAAAACAUUCCUCCAUGUUCAAUUGUAUUGCCAAUAUUGUAAAACUUUUCCGUGGUCAAUUUAGUAAAUUAUGAAUAAAUUGCUUUUCUUUUUUUGUGCACAUUAUAGCCUUAUUGCCUCGUUCCUCUGCUUGGUAAGCAUUCAACAAACAGGCAUGCCAAGCAACCUUUUUUUAUGUCUGGAUAUCACGAGCUAACGGUGGAGGUACUACACCACUUAAAUUAUCUGCAUUUUUAUCCGUGAUAAAUGUGAUCAAAUAUU